UUUGUCGUUUCUCAAGCGCGUCGAGCUCUCCUUUCUAGUCUCGCGAUGGUGAACUUGAAGCACGAAGAUAUCACCGACAAGGGUGACUUGACGUUUAAAAUAGAGGACGACAUUUUGAUUGGCGAAAAGGCGCCGAUCCUCAAGAAAUGCACGAACGUCGGAGCGUUAGUGUUGGAGAAGCUGAGGAGUAGACCGGAGUUUAUUGCGCAGGUAGAAGCGGUUACCGGCGCGGAGACCACUUUCGCAGAAAUGACGGAGAAAAGCGUAAAAUGCGCGCUGUGGCUGAGAGAGCAGGGUGUUCAGCCGGGUGACAUAAUCGGCAUUUGCACUCACAAUCAUCUGGAGUCAUACGUGCCGUUGCUCGCGGCACUCUAUCUCGGCGCCAUUAGCAACCCAUGGGACAACGAACUUUCUCCAAUGACCGCGCGUUAUUUUCUCUCGCUGACGAAGCCGAAAAUAGUGUUCGUAAACGGCGAAUCGGCCGAGUGCUUGGCGCAGGUCGUCAAAGAGAACAACAUGGAUACCAGGCUGGUGGUGUUCGCCGACUCGGCCGGAUUCGUCGGACGCGCCGCAACAUUGACGGCUGUCCUGCGUUCCCAGGACACCGCGUGGAUUGACGAAUUCGAGUGUGCGAAGCUCACCAGCCCCAAGCACGUUGCUGCGAUCGUUUGCUCGUCGGGCACUAGUGGCUUUCCGAAGGGCACCGAGAUCAGUCACGCGGCUAUGAUCAAUUACAUGGCCCACGUCAAGGUCCACGAUCUCAAGGGACACGUAUCCAUGUGGACGCCGUCUAUGCGAUGGUAUUGCGGCCUGUUUAUCGUCAUCAAGGCGAUUCUGGAUUGCUCCAAGCGAAUUAUCGUGCCAGAUUACGACGACGACGAGGGCCUAUGUCGUUUCAUCGAGAAGUAUGAAGUAUCCUGGUUUAGAUGCGAUUCCUGCUUCCCUAUUCGGCUGGUGAAGUUCGGCGUAUUAAGCAAGUACCGACUACCAACAUUGAAAAUCCUUUUGUUCGGCGGCGCGCAUUUCAAGGGGGAGCUGCAGCAGACGCUGGUGAAACUUUUGCCGCACACCGAUGUCAUACUGAGUUACGGAAUGACGGAUUAUGGUGGAUUAUGCGCCCGUCAGACGAAAUACAGUAAACCAGGCAGCUGCGGAUUUGUGUGCGAAACAGGACGGCUGAAAGUGGUCGAUCCUAACACGGGAAAGGUCUUGGGGGCCAACAAAACCGGAGAAAUAUGGGCCAAAUCGUCGUACAUGAUGAAUGGAUACUACAACAAUCCUGAGGCCACGAGGAGAGCUCUCGAUUCGGACGGGUGGUUACAUACCGGCGAUCUCGGUUACUACGACAACGACGGGGAAGUCUUCCUCGUCGACAGAAUGUCGGAGUUCAUCAACUACAGAGCUAUCAAGAUAUCGCCCGCGGAAAUCGAAGCUUUGAUUCAGCAACACCCCGCAGUCUUCCAAGUCGCCGUUGUGCCGGUGCCGCACAACAUCAAUGAGGAACAUGCUAUGGCUUUUGUCGCGAAAGUGCCCGGCAAAGAGGUGACGGAGCUCGACAUAACCGACUUGGUGAAGCAGAACAUGCCGUGGUACUGCAGGCUACACGCGGGAGUUAAAUUCAUGGAGAAGCUGCCUCGCACAGCCACCGGAAAGAUCGCCAAGAAGCAGCUCAAACAAAUUGCCAAGAGUUACGCGACGAACUGCUGUCGAGAGAGACGAAUAGAGAGAGAGACUUUUACUGACAUAAUGACGAGCAGCGGAGAAAAAGCCAACGAGUAUGUACCGUCGUUCAGAAUCGAGGAGAAUGUAUUGAUUGGCACGGGGGAAACUCAUCCGGUAUGCGCGAACGUCGGCGAACUGGUUCUCAAUAGGUUAAGCAGUAAGCCGGAUUUCGUCGGACAGAUAGACGCCUUCACCGGAAAAGAAUGCACUUACGCGGAAAUGAGAGAACGGAGCAUCAAGUGCGCUCUGUGGUUAAGAAAGCACGGCAUCCAGAAAGGCGACAACAUUGGCAUAUUAACUGAGAAUCACUUGAACACAUGUGUACCGGUAUUGGCAAUUCUAUACAUCGGUGGGAUAAUAUGUCCGUGGGAUCACGUGGUGUCGAAAUUAUCCGCGCGUUACUUCCUUUCACUGAUGUCCCCGAAGGUGGUCUUCGUGAACGAGGAAUCCGCCGAGAAUCUGAUGGAAGCCGCGAAGGAGGAAAAUCUCCAAGUGAGAGUUAUGGUUAUCGGCAGUCUGCCAGGGUUCGUGUCCCUGGCGAACAUUCUUGAGGAACAGGUCAGCCGCGCGGAGAUCGACGGCUUCCGCUGCACGAAAAUCGAUAAUCCCCACGACUUGGCGAUGAUCUGUAGUUCUUCCGGCACCACGGGUAUGCCGAAAGGAACCGAGCUGUCUUACGCGUCUCUUUAUAACAGCAUCACUCCUGUCGAGGAGGUUCACGCGAAGAACGAGAUAUGCGCCUGGGUGCCCACGAUACGAUGGCACGGCGGACUCAAUCAAUGCAUCGAAGUCAUUAUGUCGAACGCUAAGUGGAUCAUUUUUUCGGAUGAUAAUAUCAAGGAAAUCGCGCUUUGCGAGAUCAUUCAGAAACACGGAGUAACAUGGCUUGGAACUGAUACUAAUUUCGCCAUACUUUAUGUCAAAAUGAAUAUUUUCCAAAAAUAUCCUAUGCCGUCUUUGAGAAAAAUGGUCAUUACUGGGGCACCUUUUACGAAGGAACUUCACGAAACCGUUGCGAAAAUUAUGCCACAUACGCAAAUUCUGCAGUGUUACGGACUGACAGAUGCUGGCGGCUUGUGCGUGAGUCAAGCAAAAAAUAGCAAGCCGGGUUCCUGCGGUUUCGUGACCAAAGGCAUACGAAUCAAGAUAGCCGACGAAAAAACCGGUAUAGCUUUGGGGCCUAAAGAGAGGGGCGAAAUCUGUAUCAAGUCAGAAUUUAUGAUGAAAGGUUAUCACAAAAAUCCGGAGCAAACUAAGGAAGCCUUCGAUUCGGACGGUUGGCUGCACACCAAAGAUAUCGGUUAUUACGACGAAAACGGCGAGAUUUUCUUCGUCAACAGGAUUUCGGAUUUCAUCAACUACAAAGCCAUUAAACUGUCAUCGGCGGAAAUCGAAGGGGUACUCGAGCUUCACCCUUCGAUCCUCAAGGCCGUAGUGGUUCCAGUACCACACGAAACGGAUAUAGAACUACCGCUGGCUUUCGUUCAAAAAGUAGUCGAAAAAGAGGUAACGGAGGAGGAAUUGCAUGAUUUAGUGAAUAAGAAUCUACCGUGGUAUUGCAAACUUCAAGCAGGUAUCAAAUUCGUGAAUGAUUUUCCGCGAAUCAGUACUGGGAAAAUUGAUAAGAAAAAGCUGAAACUACUGGCGAAAAGUUACGCCAACGUUUCAAUUCGAAUCAGCUGUCAGUGCGCAUUUGGUUGUUACAAAAAUAAACGAGACAGUAACUGUUAUAAAAUCGAUAUCAACAUGUGUAAUUUAGAAAUUAAUAACAAGUGUCACAACGAUAGCCGCGAUUUUAGAAUUGAGGAUAAUAUCUUAAUAGGAAAGGAAUUAUCGAUACCCAAAAGACCCGUUAAUAUUGCUGAAGAGACACUUAAGUUUUUGAAGAGCAAGCCGGAUUCUAUUGGACAGGUAGAUGCUCUUACGGGUAAAGUGCAAACCUACGCCGAUAUGAGCGAGCGCAGCAUAAAAUGCGCCCUUUGGUUGAAGAAGCAAGGUGUGAAACCGGGCGAUAUAAUCGGUCUUUGCAGCGACAAUAACCUGGACGUGUUCUUAAUUUUGUUGGGCACUAUGUACAUAGGCGCCAUAAGUAACACGUGGGAUCACGAGCUUACUCCGAUGACGGCACGAAACUUUCUCACGCUAACAUCACCAAAGAUAGUUUUCACGGUAAGUUCAUCGGCCGCGAAUUUGAUGGAAGCGGCUAAGGAAUUGAAGAUGAACUUGAAAGUGGUGGUUAUGGACAAGUUGGACGGGUACGAAUCUGUGGAGGAGAACGUUAUGAAGGGCCAUGACACUCGCGAGAUCAUCGAAUUUAAAUGCCAUGUUACAAACCCGGACGACGUUGCUCUUAUAGUUCCCUCUUCGGGUACUACGGGCCUACCAAAGGGCACGGAAAUAUCGCACUAUUCUUUGUUCUGCUGCUUACAUCCCUACAAAAACCGCACCUUGGUGGGCCAUACUUGCAUAGUUACACCCACAAUGCGUUGGCAUUACGGUGUUUUGAUGGCCUUCAGGCUUGUUGCGGCGAACGCGAAGAAACUCAUCGUUCCGGACAAUGACGAUGCCGAGAAUUUCUGCCAACUUAUCGAGAAAUAUCAAAUAACCUGGUUCGGUACCGAUCCAUUCAUGAUAAUCAAGUUCAUUAAAAGCCAAUUGCUGGAGAAAUAUCGAUUGCCAACCUUGAAAGUGAUUCUUUCUAGUGGGGCUCAUCUCAGGAAAGAGCAUUUAGAAGUAAUGCGCGAGAAAUUACCUGAUGUUUUCAUCACUAAUCAUUAUGGAAUGACUGAUACCGCAUGCGUGGUCAGUGCGCAAAAUAAAUUCACGAAACUAGGAUCAGUCGGUUAUGUAUCAUCUAACGUUCGCAUAAAGAUGGUGGAUCUGGACACGGAGGAAGCGCUAGGACCUAACAAGAUCGGAGAGCUACGCGUGAAAGCAAUCACCAUAAUGCAAGGAUAUCACAAGAAUCCGGAAACAACGAAACAGGCCUUCGAUUCUGACGGUUGGUUACGCACCGGCGAUCUGGCGUAUUACGACGAUAACGGGGAGAUAUACAUCGUCGACCGGAUAUCCGAUUUCAUCAAUUUUCGAAGCAUCAACGUUUCGCCCGCGGAGAUCGAAACCGUUUUAAUGACUCAUCCCGCGGUGCUCCAAGCGGCGGUGUUAGGGAUACCCAACGAGGUCGACGAGCAACAUCCGAAGGCUUUUGUUGUCCAAGUGCCGAACAAAUCGGUAACGGAGCAGGAGCUUAUCAGCUAUGUGGAAAAAAACUUGCCGGAUUAUUGCAGACUCCGCGGCGGUGUUAAAAUCGUGGACCAAUUGCCGCGCACGACUACCGGCAAAAUCGCGAGGAAGCAGCUGCGAGAUAUGUAUGUGAAUUAAAGCGCACCGAACUAUGCGCAGCCAGCGAGGACGUCUUAUCGCGUGUACCUAAAUUGUGUUUUCGUCGAAAAUGUAAUCUUGUGGAAACGUUCGGGCUACAGUGUGCAGUCGGUGUCGGCGCACGUUAAUCGGAAAGACUCAAGUUCUCAAGAGCAAAAUAUGUAAAGUAAUGCGGAGCGCGGUAACGCACGAGCGAAACUCACUUUACGGAAUCAUCGACUUCGUUAAUUGUUUUCUCCCCAAGACAAACAGAAUGGAUCGGAGCGGAGAAAGCGAAAAUUAAACGGUAGCAAAAUCAUUGUUAACAGAUGCGCUGUCAAUCGCGCGACUAACUGCCUCCGAUCGCAGGCACGACGCGAUUUUAUUCCGUUCGUCUCGUAAAUCUCUCGAUGAGUGCCUUAAUAUUUCGCGCGGUACGAACGCUCAGACCGCCACGAAAAGCUUAAUGACAUCCGAAUCCAGCCGUAGAAUUUCCGUCCUCGUCAUAAACGGUCCACGAGAAACGUGACAAUUGCGUCAUCCAGAUAAUAGGUGCUCCAGAAUCUGGGAGCUGGUUGUGAGUUAUAUCAAGAGGCAACCGUGGGUCAAACAGCAGGAGUGGCCACGGAGUCACGUCAUACAAGCAACUUUCAUUAUUUUCCAUUCCACGUUUACGUCUAGUAUCAAGUAUCUAGUAUCGAGUACCACGCGCAAUCGAUAGAGGAACAGGUGCAAAAUUUCGUGCACAUUUGAAAUACAAAUGGAAUUUCAGAGGUCGCGGAGGGGUGAGCUGCGAUAUCAAAACCAAAGAUAUUAUCAAUUUAACUGAAAAAAUAUAUAAAAAUAACAAUCAAUAAAAACAUGUGCCGAAUUUAAAAAAAUUUUGAAGCUGUUUUUAUUACGUUAACGAUUCGUCGAAAUAAACACGGACGCAACUUCUUCGUACAGUAACCGUAUUUCGCAAAUAAAUUAAAAUGUUUUGUUUCAUUGA
Molecule: messenger RNA, 6073 nt
Organism: Odontomachus brunneus
Lineage: Eukaryota; Metazoa; Arthropoda; Insecta; Hymenoptera; Formicidae
Exons: 25
Coding region: 46-5103 (1685 amino acids)
Biological process (GO): fatty-acyl-CoA biosynthetic process; long-chain fatty acid metabolic process
Molecular function (GO): long-chain fatty acid-CoA ligase activity
Source: RefSeq, a predicted model, not a curated record